Messenger RNA from Acanthosepion pharaonis, 1002 nucleotides. NCBI's taxonomy places the organism in Eukaryota, Metazoa, Mollusca, Cephalopoda, Sepiida, Sepiidae. The record is from the annotation of a GenBank genome assembly.
AUGGUGAAGGAACUGAAAGCGCUACAGGGAGAGCAGCAAAAGCAGCCUACCAAAGAACAAUGGCAGCAGCAGCAGAUCGCGUCGCAGGUGGAUCAGCAGGCAGAGCAGCUGCAAAAGCAGCAAAAACACCAGCAGCAUUGGAAGACGGGUCAGCCGCAGCAAAAGCAGUCUGAACAGAAGCAGCAGAAAGAGUCAACUACUGUAGAGCAGGAGCCGGAAGUUCACCCUCACGCCAUCAAAUCGCCGCGACGAAAGCCCAUCGCCAGAAAAGUUCACCUUCUUUCUUUCUUUCUUUCUUUCUUUCUUUCUUUCUUCUUCUUCUUCUUCUUCUUCUUCAGCAUCUUAAGCGUUUCUACAUCUGCUGUAUGCCCUCUCCUUCUUCUACAGCAACGUGAAAUUCUUCUGCCUCUUCUGUAUUUCUUCUUCUUUUUCUCCUUCUUUUUCUUCAGUAUCUUAAUUGCUACUACCUCUUCUGUACUUCUUGCUUUACUCUUCUUCGUCUUCUACUUCUCCCUUUUUUUCUUUUUCUCCUUCUUCUACUUCAGCAUUUGCUUUUGCCUCGUCUUUAUUUCUUUUCCUUCAGUAUAUCAAGUGCUUCUCGCUCUUCAGUCUAUCAUCUUCUUCGGCAUCUUAUGUGCUUCGACCUCUCCCGUAUUUCUCCUUCUUCUUCUUCUUCUUCUCUAUGUCUGUAUUUCUUCUUCUUGCACUUCGGCAUCUUAUGUGCUACUACCUUUGCUUGCUUCUCGAUCUUCUUCUCCUUCUUCUUCUUCUCCUUCUUCUUCUUCUUCUUCUUCUUCUUCUUCUUCUGAAUCUUAUCAUCUUAAGUGCUUCUUGCUCUUCUGUAUAUCAUCAGCUUCUUCAAUGCUUUUACCUCUUCUGAAUUUUUCUUUCUUUUUCUUUAGCAUCUUAAUUGCUUCAACCUCUUUUGAAUUUCUUCUUCUUCUUCUUCUUCUUCUUCUUCUUCUUCUUCUUCUUCUUCUCCAUCUUUUUCUUCUUCUUUAG